Schistocerca piceifrons (Central American locust) is the source of this 3293-nucleotide messenger RNA. RefSeq names its product probable cytochrome P450 6a13. The transcript is spliced from 9 exons. The record is from RefSeq and is a predicted model, not a curated record. NCBI's taxonomy places the organism in Eukaryota, Metazoa, Arthropoda, Insecta, Orthoptera, Acrididae. Bases 61 to 1599 code for a protein of 512 amino acids. Gene Ontology annotation, molecular function: monooxygenase activity; heme binding; oxidoreductase activity, acting on paired donors, with incorporation or reduction of molecular oxygen.
UACGUAAACAUCGUGCAGAUCGUUGUGAACCUUGUACUGCUGUGGCAGCAACGACAAAUAAUGCCUGCGUGGGCUAUGGCAUCUCUUUUGGAAAUAUUUCCACUAUGGAGAUUGGAUUGCUUACUAUUUUUAGUGGCAACAGUAAGUGUACUCUAUGCUUAUAUGAUGUGGAAAUACAGGCACUGGCAACUACAAGAUGUGCCUUUUGUGAAACCAGUAUUAUUCUUUGGUAAUAUUGGUGAUUAUAUCACAAGAAAGAAAGCGCUUAGCUCUGUGUAUCAAGAUUUGUACAUGAAGCUGGAAGACCAUCCAUAUGGUGGUUUUUACAAGUGUCAUCAACCAGCAAUUUUAUUGCGAGAUCUGGAGCUAAUAAAGACAGUUCUAGUAAAGGAAUUCCACAAUUUUAGUGACAAUGAAUUCCAAGUGAGUGAAGAAGUUGACCCAGUAGUUGGAAAAAGUCCAUCUGCACAGCAUGAGGAAAGAUGGAAAGACACAAGAAAUCUCUUGACUCCAGCAAUGACAGUAGCAAAAAUUCGACCAAUAUUCCCUCUGAUGAUGGAAGUUACCAAGGAGGCCUUGGUAUACUUAGAAAAAUUGCCAGAAGCCAGGAGUCAAGAUGGUGUGGAUAUUAAGCAGUUUUCACUUCAGUUUGCAACGGAUAUCAUUGCAUCAAGUGUCUUUGGUCUUAAAGGAAAUGCUUUCAGAGACCCGGAGGCUGAUUUUUGGAAUAUGGCUCAAAACAUAGUAGUGCCAAAUUUAUGGAAAGACCUAAAGCAUUUUGUAGUUGUUAAAGCACCAAAGCUUGCUGAAAUUCUCGGAUUCAGGAUAGUUGAUGCAGAAGUGUCAGACUUCUUUUAUAGAGCAGUGAAACAUGUUGUUUCCUAUCGGGAUGAGAACAAUUUCAAGAGGAUGGAUUUCAUGCAAACGAUGAUGCAGAUACAUAAAACAGACUCAGAUGAGAACACAGGUUACUCCUUAGAAGACAUCGCAGCGCACGGGACGAUGUUCUUCACGGAGGGGUGCGACCCGUGCGCGACUGCCCUCGCCUUCACGCUGUUCGAGCUGGCGCACAACGCGGACGUGCAGGAGCAGCUGCGGGAGGAGGUGGUGGCAGCCACUGGGGCGGAGCUCACGUACGAGAAGCUGCAGGAGAUGGAGCUACUCGACCGCGUCGUCUCUGAGAGCCUGCGCAAGCACCCGCCGGUGCCCGCGCUGACGCGGCUGAGCGCCGCCGGCGCCACGUUGGGCGGCCGGCCGCUGGAGGCGAACACCCCUGUCGUGGUGCCCAUCCUGGCGCUGCACCGCGACCCCGCCCUCUACCCGGACCCCGAGCUGUUCGACCCGCGCCGCUUCGCCGAACCCGCCGUCGCCGCCCGACACAGGUUUGCCUACCUGCCGUUCGGCGAGGGACCGCGCGUCUGUCUGGGGAUGCGGUUCGCGCUGUCGCUGGUGAAAGUUGCGGUGGCGGGUGUGGUGCGUCGGUUCGAGCUGCGACCAUGCCCACACUCAGUGCUGCCGGUAGCGCUCAGCCCCCACCACCACACACUCACUGCUGCCCACGGGCUUCGCGUCACCAUCCUGCCCAGGCACGACACGUGACUACUAUUUGCUGUACUGCGGCACCUUACACCACCUCCUGCUUAUGGAUGCAGAGAUACUGCCCAAUCACGAAAAGUGAUGGCAGCUUGUUUUGCAGUUGGACUGUGGUGGAUAUCUAGAUCGUGACGCACUUCUAACUGCAUACAGAUUGCCUCUCCGUACUCUCCCUAGCCGCAGCAAGUGAUUAGAUGUCGUUGUUCCAGUUCAUUGUGGUGAGACUCAUUAACGCUUUCCUCUGAUGCUGCACCUGGACUUGAAAAGUUGUCACAACGUAUCUCACCAUGUUAACUAGCUCAUGCUGUAUUAUUCGCGAAUGGUCUACAGCACCAGACAAAGUUGAUUCUUGGCUUCUUAUUCAGUCAUAAAAGUAUGAUACAUGUUCCUAACCUUGCCUAUAGCUUAUAGAGAUUGUCUAAAGAAAGAGAAAGUUACCAUGUACAAAGUGCUUGAAAAGAAAAGUGUCACAUAUUACAGGAAGUGCUAUAAUCAGAACUAAAAAAAAAGUUUCCAUAAUCAUAUGCCCAGAAACCAACACCUGUUGCGAUAUGGGCCAGCCCCUCUCCCACUCCCAUCUGUCCGUUACAUAGAAGUAGAUGCUGUAGCCAUCUGGCAACCAUGUGUCCUGACACAUCCUUCAGCAGUCAAUCACAUUGAAUCAUGUACUAUUUCAAAAACACCUAGCUCCAUUCAGAUUGCAUCACAUGCUCCUAUAAUGUAUAUACACUGCUGAUUGAUUGGGCAUAUACAAGUGCCUUUAAAUGUCUCCAUAGCCAGAAAUCCAGCGGACUCAGAUCUAGUGAAGAGGGAAGCCACUCUAUCGGACCUCUUUGACCAGCCUGCUGCCCAUCAAACGUUGCUGUGAUGUACUGUCACACGAUCUGUCCAAAUUGGAGUGGCGCCCCGCCGUCCAUAAUCCACAAUUUUCGUCUUUCUACUCUCCAAUAGCGCAGGUAAUAUCGGUGGUGCACCUGUUGAUCUCUUCGAUAACACGUGUGGCCCUAUGAAUCUGUCAUCGACAAUUCCUUUCCAUGGAUUGAUAUUGAAGCGAUUCUGAUGGCCUCACCUCUGUGAGUGACGAGGAUUGGCAUAUUACCACAUGUGCGUAUUGUAGUAAAUUACUAUGCCAUCACUUGUAAACGAUGGGGCAUCUCCCUAUUUACUACAGUUUGCGACCUUAGGUCACACCAAUUUUUCAUGGGUGACUGGUCAAAGAGGUUCUAUGCCAAGGCCUCUCCAUCCACUGGACUGGAUUUCUGACUACAGGCACAUUUAAAGCCAUCGUAGUACGCCCAACCCUUCAACAACGUGUGUGUGAUUCAGGAGCAUGUGAUCAAUGAAUAUGACGCAGUCCAAACGAAGCCAUGAGCAUUUGAAAAAGUGCAUGAUUCGCUGCAAGUAAAUGCUGAAGGAUGUGUCAACAGUUGGGAGUGAGACGACAGACUGGUCCAUAUCCCAACAGGUAUUGGUUUCUUGACCUAUCAUUAUGGAAAUUUUCUUCUAGUUUCGAUCAAUACUACAUUAUGUUGGAAUAUGUUCCAUUUUUUAAAUACCCUGUGUGCAAGUGGACAAAACGAGUGAAACACUCUGAAUUUAUUGUGAAAGUAAGUGUUUACUUUAGUCUGAGUGUGAUCCAAAUCAACAGUUGCAGAACAAUGUAACUCUAUUACUGAUGAAUAAGAGUAAUUUUGUUUCAA